AUUCCGAUCUAAUAUACCCCAAUACCCAUUUUGAGUAUCGGGUAUAACAAUACUCAUUUUGAGUAUCGGGUAUAAUCAAAGCAAUCGCCGUAAGAAAACUUAAAUUAAACAUAGCAAAAGAAAAUGGAAAAAACACAUGAAAAAAUUGAUAUCAAUCAGCUGGACAAGGAUCAGCUAAAAACGUUCUCCGACUUUCUGAUAUCCUACAACCGCUUAACCGAGAUGUGCUUCAAAGACUGUGUUCGCGAUUUCACAUCCCACGAAGUAAAGGAGACCGAGGUGAAAUGUUCGCUGAACUGCAUGGAAAAGUACCUGAAGAUGAACCAGCGGGUGUCGCAGCGCUUCCAGGAAUUCCAAAUGAUUGCCAACGAGAAUGCCAUGGCCAUGUUGAAAAAGACUGGCAAAUAGAAAUAGAGCUAUUACUUUUAAGCGGCGGGCCACAUCAUGGACGCACACCAAUAACUAUAGAAAAGAAUGCAUUUUUGAUGCAUUUGUGAAGAAAAAAUAAAGAGAUGACAAGCAAUGCACCAGAGAA
Molecule: messenger RNA, 535 nt
Organism: Drosophila pseudoobscura
Lineage: Eukaryota; Metazoa; Arthropoda; Insecta; Diptera; Drosophilidae
Product: mitochondrial import inner membrane translocase subunit Tim9-like
Exons: 3
Coding region: 124-408 (94 amino acids)
Source: RefSeq, a predicted model, not a curated record